Messenger RNA from Teleopsis dalmanni, 1443 nucleotides. It is a transcript of the gene Gr28a, whose product is annotated as putative gustatory receptor 28a. The transcript has 3 exons. NCBI's taxonomy places the organism in Eukaryota, Metazoa, Arthropoda, Insecta, Diptera, Diopsidae. The coding region runs from base 1 to 1347 and encodes 448 amino acids. Gene Ontology annotation, cellular component: dendrite; neuronal cell body; axon. The record is from RefSeq and is a predicted model, not a curated record. Gene Ontology annotation, biological process: sensory perception of taste.
AUGGGCUUAAAAUUUUUGGAACGUUUUACGCAAGCAGACAACAUUUUUCAAUCGUUACGCCCACUUAUCUAUAUCUCGCUCAUCGGUCUGGCACCUUUUCGUAUGAAUUCACAGAAAGGAUUGCGCACAUCUGCUCUGUCCUUUGUCGCUGGAAUUGCACAUUUCUUGUUUUUUGUUCUAUGCUUUUAUCUAUCAUUGCGAGAAGGUGGCUCCAUUGUGGGUUACUUUUUCCAAACAAACAUAACAAAACUGGGUGAUGCAACGCUCUCGCUAACUGGUAUCAUUGCCAUGUUGACUAUUUUCGGAUUUGCGAUUUUUAAACGGAACGCUCUAAUACAAAUCAUACAGAAUAAUUUGGUUGUUGAUGAGAUUUUCGUGCGCCUUGGCAUUAAACUCGAUUAUCGUAAGAUUUUGUGGUACUCGUUUGUCAUAUCGGUGGGUAUGUUGCUCUUUAACGCCAUCUAUUUAUGUGUUAGCUAUAUGUUGCUGCGGUCCGCUCUGAUCUUGCCCACGUUCGUGGUUUUUACGACAUUUGCUUUGCCGCACAUCAAUAUCAGUGUGAUGGUCUUCAAGUUUCUUUGCACUACACAUUUGGCUAAAAGUCGCUUCAUUAUGCUGAAUGAGAUUCUCCAAGAAAUUUUGGACUCGCAUAUUGAACAGUCUAAUGCAAUGGAGCUAUCACCAAUGCAUUCUGCUAUUGGCAUUAAUCACAAUACAACGCAACAUCGUCGCGUUAAUCCAGUUAUGCAAACAGCUACUCCACGGUACAGUGUUACAUCGAUAAUACGUCAAAAUCCUGAACUAUCACUAAAGCAAGUUACGAAUGUACACAAUUUACUGUGUGAUAUAUGCAAUACAAUUGAGGAGUAUUUUGCAUAUCCCAUGCUGGCUAUCAUAGCUAUAUCCUUUCUAUUUAUAUUGUUCGAUGAUUUUUAUAUACUUGAAGUAGUGCUGAACCCACAUUGUGUGGAAACUGUUGAAGCUGAUGAAUUUUUUGUGUUUUUCUUUGCACAAAUGCUCUGGUAUGUAAUUAUUAUAAUCCUAAUUGUUGAAGGCAGCAGUAAUACAAUUAAGGAGAGCGGAAAAAGUGCUGCUAUUGUGCACAAAAUACUCAACAUAACUGAUGAUCCAGAAAUACGUGAUCGUCUAUUACGUCUCACAUUGCAGCUAUCACACAGACGCGUACGUUUUACUGCAGCUGGACUAUUCAAUUUAGAUCGAACGCUAAUUUUUACGAUUACCGGUGCUGCCACUUGUUAUCUCAUCAUUUUAAUACAAUUCCGUACUAUGUCACACCGUGAUGGAGGAACUGGGUCUGCAAAUGCUACAGAUAGAUGUAUACCUUAAUCGGUUUAUGCAAUUUUAAUGUUGCUUUUUACUGUUAUAGAUUACAAGAUGUGUAUAUUUAUAUUAAUGUAAUAAUGCCUUGUAAAUUUGCGAUUU